Molecule: messenger RNA, 730 nt
Organism: Castor canadensis (American beaver)
Lineage: Eukaryota; Metazoa; Chordata; Mammalia; Rodentia; Castoridae
Gene: Fgf3
Product: fibroblast growth factor 3
Molecular function (GO): growth factor activity
Source: RefSeq, a predicted model, not a curated record
CGCCUUCCAUGGGCACCGCGCUGGCCCGCAGCCGCCGCCGCGUGGCGGGCGCGAUGCCAGGAUGGGCCUGAUUUGGCUCCUGCUGCUCAGCCUGCUGGAGCCCGGCUGGCCCGCUGCGGACCCCAGGGCGCGGCUGCGGCGCGAUGCGGGCGGCCGAGGCGGCGUCUACGAGCACCUCGGCGGGGCGCCCCGGCGCCGCAAGCUCUACUGUGCCACCAAGUACCACCUCCAGCUUCACCCGAGCGGCCGCGUCAACGGCAGCUUGGAGAACAGCGCCUACAGCAUUCUGGAGAUUACGGCCGUGGAGGUGGGCGUCGUGGCCAUCAAGGGGCUCUUCUCUGGGCGGUACCUGGCCAUGAACAAGAGGGGACGGCUCUAUGCUUCGGAGCAAUACAACGCCGAGUGUGAAUUUGUGGAGCGGAUCCAUGAGCUGGGUUACAACACAUACGCCUCCCGCCUGUACCGCACGGCGCCCGGCGGGCCGGGGACCCUGCGACAAUCCAGCGCCGAGAGACUGUGGUACGUGUCCGUGAACGGCAAGGGCCGGCCACGCCGGGGCUUCAAGACCCGCCGCACACAGAAGUCCUCCCUCUUCCUGCCCCGGGUGCUGGAUCCCAAGGACCACGAGAUGGUGCGGCUGCUCCAGGACAGCCAGCCCCGGGCCCUGGGCAGAGGUGGCCAGCCCCGGUGGCGGCGGCAGAAGCAGAGUGGGGGACUAGCCGGGACUUGA